Messenger RNA from Astyanax mexicanus (Mexican tetra), 2024 nucleotides. RefSeq names its product speedy/RINGO cell cycle regulator family member A (gene spdya). NCBI's taxonomy places the organism in Eukaryota, Metazoa, Chordata, Actinopteri, Characiformes, Acestrorhamphidae. The transcript has 7 exons. The record is from RefSeq and is a predicted model, not a curated record. Gene Ontology annotation, biological process: positive regulation of cyclin-dependent protein serine/threonine kinase activity. Bases 393 to 1313 code for a protein of 306 amino acids. Gene Ontology annotation, molecular function: protein kinase binding.
CUGCUGGUGCACAGGUCCUGCUAAACUGAAAUAAUAAAUGAUUUUUAGCUGGAAAACUUAACAUAAUCAUACAUUGAUGAGCUUUUAUAUUCCUAUAUUUGGCACAAAAAAAAUACGUAUGUUCUAUUUUAUAUAUUUAAAGGAAAUAACGGGGUUGUAAUUAUUGCAUGUAUUGUAGCUAAAUGAGCUUUUCCCCAGUGCAGCCUCUGUGCUGUUUAUCUAAACUAGCUAAACUAGCUCUAGGCAGCAAAUCAGUCUUUGAUAAAUCAAAUUCAGUCAAAUUAUAUUGAACUAAUACCUUUAUUACUUAACCCUCCUCAGAAAAUUAUUCUAUUUUAUCUUCAUAUCAUCAACACUAAGGAAACAUAAACCCAGUUCGAGAGCUCGGCUAAAUGAUGAUGAGGCGCAGCUGGUGUGAGACGCCCCCGGCCAUCACCCUGAGGAUCAGACCCUCAGCAGCGCUCAACCUCAAGCUCCGGAGAGGCCUCCGCAUGAAGAGGCCGAAGCUCCAGGAGGCCCGCGGUCCACCGGGCAAAAUCCAACACCAGCACCCGCUUCAACACCAACACCAGCUUCAGCCCCAACACAGCCGAAAACGAGAAGAAAUGCCCAGGCCUUGUGAACAACCCUGGGGCUCAACCCUGGUCAUCCAGCGCCAAGAGAUGGCUGCCUUCUUCAGACUGUUUGAUGAUGACCUAAUACAAGACUUCCUGUGGAUGGACUGCUGUUGCAAACUUACAGACAAGUAUUUGCUUGCCAUGGCCUUCGUCUACUUCAAAAGGGCCCGUUUCAGCAUCAGUGAGCACAGCAGGAUGAACUUCUUUAUCGCUCUAUAUCUGGCAAACACCAUGGAGGAGGAUGAGGAAGAGCCGAAAUACGAGAUCUUUCCCUGGGCUUUAGGGAAGAGCUGGAGGAAGCUUUUCCCUCGCUUUCUGAAGCAGAGGGACAAGCUGUGGGCACGAAUCGAGUACCGCGCUGCCGUCAGCCGGCGCUGCUGUGAGGAGGUGAUGGCCAUUGUUCCAUCUCACUUCAUCUGGCAGCGUGAGCGUGCUGAGCACCACAGUGGAGCGCAGAGGCAGUACCGGGACCGGGAUGAGGUGCACAUGCCCCGCGGCCCAGCCGCCUCACCUGAACCCUGUUCUCUCUGUGCCAAAACUGCCGCCAUUUCCUCCUUCUCAUCCUCCUCCCCUCUACCACUUGCACUGAAUCUCAGUUUGGAGUCUACACCACCAUCCAAGCACCAGGCUUCAGACCAGCCCAGCAAGAAGACUGCCUGCUACCACUGCAUGGACAACCCAGCAGGUGGGCAGUGAUGUGGACACUGAAGCUGGGCAUGACUACUCCAUGGACUGGAUCAACGAGGAGUAGGUUCCCACUAUACAUUACCGUAACCAGUAUUAUCCGUUACCUGUACACAUGACUGUCUUACUGACAGCAGAUUUUAAUUAUACAACAAAAAAAGCCCUGUGUGUUCAUUUACUAUAUAAAAAAAUUAAGCAUACGCGACAAAAGAUCUGAAACUGAACUAAACCUGAAGUAGUUGUAGUAAGGUGAAGAGUAGUAGUAAGUGAUAUCCAUUAGUACUUUUUAAGCAAUGGUGCUUUGCCCUUAUCUGCAUUAAUGAAGCCCUACUUUUCACCAUCAAUACAGCAGAAUGUUCCAUAUUUCAGAGCUUUGUAAAAUGAGUUACGUUCCUAUUGCAUGGCUCUCUGAUUCUAGACUGUCCAGAGCAAAUUACUGUACAAAUCUUCUAUAUAUUGUUUGUUCAAGUGCACGAUUGAUCCUGUCUCACUCUUAUUUAUUAUUUAUUUAAUUUAUCGAUGAAUUGCAUCAAAUCUUUUCUGUACAGCACUACAAUGUUCACAUUAGGCACUUGUAUAGUAAUCUUUGUGACGUCAUCUUGUGCCCUGGACACUGGAUAUACUGUUUAUCAGAUUUACAAAGCAUAUAUGAAAUUGUCUUUAACAGCUGGUGUAAUUUCUGCAGCACACAGGAUUCUAAAUAAAUCCUCUCAAAUCAGUUUA